AUGGCCACCGUCGGCGUCGUCCUCCUGCUCCUCCUACUUGCACCGUUCCUCGCGGCCGCCGAUAUGUUGUGCGACAACCUUAAGGCCGCCUUGGUCACCCUCCCAAAUAACACCUCCUCCUCCCCGGUACGCUUCGCCACUGCCGCCUUCGGCCGAGCCCCCGACAUCGUCUACGCAUUCACGAUCUGCCGCGGCGACAUCGUCGGCGUCAUCUCCAACCAGUCCUACUGCCGCGAGUGCGUCAGCAACAUGACUGACAAGGUGUUGAACGCUGCGCCGCAACAGUGCUACAACGGCACCUACCACGACUACGGUGACCGCUGUAUCCUCGUCUACUCCACAGACGACAUCAUCGCGCCGCCGUCUGGCGAAAACGGCGGCGAUGACACGCCAGUCGAGAGAUGGAACGACAAGAACGUCACCGGCCAUGCCGAUGAGGUCCGCCUCAUCACCGGCCUCAUCCGUGAGCUUCUGGUGCAGACGGUGGAGAAGGCGGCCAGCGCGGCACCGAUGCGAUUUGCCACAGGCAUCAUGGACAGCGGCACGACCUUCCCGAUGGUGCGCUCCUUGGCGCAGUGCAGACCAGACGCAUCCACCGUCGACUGCUUGGCGUGCCUGCGUCGUCUCCUCGGCGUGGUCAACGCCACCAUGUCCCUACGCAUGGGAGCACAGAUCAACGCCAUACGGUGUUAUUUCAGGUACGAGGCGUAUCGGUUCUAUGGCGGUGAAGCGACGCUGCGCCUCACGCCACCGCCGGCGCCGUCGCUAGCUCCGACUCCGGCAAAACGCAAGAGUAAAGCGGGAGAGGAAGAACUAGGAUGGCAAGGGAAGAAUUCAGAGUUCUCCAUGUUUGAGUUUGAACAGGUACUAGUGGCCACAAAUAAUUUUUCAGAAGAAAACAAACUUGGAGAAUGUGGCUUUGGCACU
Triticum aestivum (bread wheat) is the source of this 927-nucleotide messenger RNA. Its product is annotated as cysteine-rich receptor-like protein kinase 10. The record is from RefSeq and is a predicted model, not a curated record. Lineage: Eukaryota; Viridiplantae; Streptophyta; Magnoliopsida; Poales; Poaceae. The annotation marks the transcript as partial. The transcript has 2 exons.